Messenger RNA from Medicago truncatula (barrel medic), 811 nucleotides. RefSeq lists its product as uncharacterized. The coding region runs from base 296 to 811 and encodes 171 amino acids. Lineage: Eukaryota; Viridiplantae; Streptophyta; Magnoliopsida; Fabales; Fabaceae. The transcript has 2 exons. Gene Ontology annotation, molecular function: zinc ion binding. The record is from RefSeq and is a predicted model, not a curated record.
UGUCUUCCGUUAGUCAUUCCGAUCCAAAACGUUAACUGAGCGUUAACACUGCUGAUCUGGACGCUGGUCUUGCCAUGUCACCUGCAAAGGAUGCUUUCCACGCUGGCAGGGACGAAUAUGAAGGGUUAGUAGAUAGUUUGCAACGGUCAUUUUUGUCCCUCCUCUCCCAUUUCAUCUUCAUCUUUCCCCUCAUCUCCAUUUCUCAUUCUGUUCCCAAUUUCAAACCCUAAAACCAUAUUCUCACUCAAUUUCUUUCAUUGUUUUUCGAAUUUCCUUACCCAAAUUGAGAUUGAACAUGAUGGGAGGUGGGGGGAUGCACAAAACGCACAAGAACAACAACAUUAGUAACAAAUCACCAUCUGGUUCAUGGAGUAUGUCAUCUUCCUCAAGAAUAGAUUCAAAUCGAUCCACAAUUCCAGUACCUGAUUGUAACUGUGGCUUGAGGACAACCAUGUUUAAGGCAAACACGACAAAGAAUCCUGGGAGACCAUUCUACACAUGUCCAUUUCACAAGAAUGAUCCCCGAAAUUGUGGGUAUUUUAUUUGGUUUGAUGAAUGGGAAGAAAUCCUUGGGGCAGAAGAAGUUGUAAAUGCAGAGGAGAAAAAUUUAGGUAGAAAUGGUGGAAGAGAGCCUGUAAAUGAAAGACUGCUUGAUGGGAGAGAGGUUGGCAAGGGAAAUGCAAUUGAUGCAAAAUGGAAGACAAGACUCAACUCUAAAUUGGAACUUAUGGCUAUUGAUUUAAGGAUGCUGAAGUACUUGGUCUUUGCAUCUAUUAUCAUGCAAUUCUUCAACAUAAUUCAAAACAAGUGA